Haliotis rufescens (red abalone) is the source of this 1295-nucleotide messenger RNA. RefSeq names its product bombesin receptor subtype-3-like. The transcript has a single exon. Gene Ontology annotation, cellular component: plasma membrane. NCBI's taxonomy places the organism in Eukaryota, Metazoa, Mollusca, Gastropoda, Lepetellida, Haliotidae. Gene Ontology annotation, biological process: G protein-coupled receptor signaling pathway. The coding region runs from base 80 to 1078 and encodes 332 amino acids. The record is from RefSeq and is a predicted model, not a curated record. Gene Ontology annotation, molecular function: G protein-coupled receptor activity.
UUUCACUCUACAGUGAGCGCGAUCAGUUGUGCAUAAAAGGAGGAGAGUUGCAACGUUUCCCUGCAAAGCAGUGGUCAAGAUGGCUUGUGGGAACAGAACGUUGAAUAUGACAACCAGCGACUUGGCGUUAUUACAUAUACCCACAGUGGUGUACCUUCUCCUCAUCCUGGUGCUUGGACUGUUUGGAAACCUAUUUAUUCUGUACAUAUACACUCGGAAAUUAAGAAUGAACAUUUUUGGAUAUUUCGUAAAGCUUAUAGCUGUAUUUGAUUUGGCUGGAACGGCCGUUGCUGUGCCGACAACCCUGGUGUUUCUGCUUACCACUUCCCCCGGGUACCUAGAUGUCGGAGACAUGUGUCAGGUGAUGACGUUCACGAAGCACUUUAAUGCUGCAAAUUCGGGAUUGAUAUUCAUCAUCAUCGCAUCUCAAAGAUACAGAAAAAUAUGUAAACCUCACCAACGUCAGAUGUCAGAUAGCCUUGUGAAAAAACUUUGCAUAUCUUCAAUUUGUGUUUCUACACUGAUGGGCAUACCAAUUGUGUUCUUUCAGGGACACACACCUAUAUGUAUUGAAUGGGGAGCCCAAGUCGUCCAGAUUCCCAUAUGUGAUUUCGUCUCCAAUGAGAAAGGAAGGGUUCCAUCGAUCCUGUAUGCAAUCUGGGUUGGUGUUGAACUGAUAGGAAUCACGACAACCCUUACCGUCCUGUACACAUUUAUAGCCAAAGCAUUGUGGAUGCACAACAGGAACAGGGCAUCAAGUUUUGAGCCUAAUAGCAAUGGACCCUCAACGAGGGACAAGACAAGGACGGCAACUGUCACCUUCUUUGUUCUGACAGUCGUUUAUCUUGUGUCAGGAGCACCUAUGAUUGCCUUGACCGUGUAUUUCUGUUUCGUCCGCGUGGAUAUGCAUUCGUUUUGGUCCUAUUCAAAGUUAAUUGCUCUGGAUCUUGGUGGCAACUUGUUGUAUCUGAACUAUGCAAUUAAUCCGUUUGUGUACAGUCUCACGUCCUCGUUGUUCAGAAGAGAAUGCAGACGUGUGUUUGGAAGCUCAGCGCCUAAAAGGAGCACUGUCUUAUGACCAUCUUACAGCAAUUUAACGACCCGUCGUAGAUGGUUUUCAGUUUGUUUUAAGUAGAUAUCUCCUCGAACUGGUGUCGCUGAUAUGUGUAGCAACGUUGCUGUUUCUCUCUUUUCAGAACUGUUAUCACAGGGCGAAGCGUUAUCAAUCAAACAUGUGUACAGUUAAUUUUCAUAGCCUUAUUUCGAAGAAAGUAAAAUGUAGUGUUUCAGUGUUU